This is a messenger RNA of Pundamilia nyererei, 11354 nucleotides long. It is a transcript of the gene triob, whose product is annotated as trio Rho guanine nucleotide exchange factor b. Gene Ontology annotation, cellular component: cytoplasm; extrinsic component of membrane. Gene Ontology annotation, biological process: axon guidance; intracellular signal transduction; protein phosphorylation. The record is from RefSeq and is a predicted model, not a curated record. Lineage: Eukaryota; Metazoa; Chordata; Actinopteri; Cichliformes; Cichlidae. Gene Ontology annotation, molecular function: guanyl-nucleotide exchange factor activity; ATP binding; protein kinase activity. The transcript is spliced from 61 exons. The coding region runs from base 268 to 9723 and encodes 3151 amino acids.
UUAUCACCCCCUUCCUCCUCCUCCUCCUCCCCGGCUGUCGGCCUCACGUCCCCAACUCGGGAGCGCCGCCGAUCGGUCGCCAGGAUUUUCCCUUCUCGGCCAAAAUGGAGGAGAAGGUCUCUCGCUUAAUGAAGAGAGCACCGACUAUAUGAGCGGAUCUGCUUCAAUGAUCGGCAUCAGGACCCGCUUUUGCUGAUAUAAUAGUUCUUGCAGCAACCUAACACUUUGAGGAUAUCUAUCGCUAUUUCCGCACAAGCGAGCGCAGCCAUGAGCGCAGGAGAGGGGCUAGAUGAGGCUGGGAAGGACGCGGCAGACAUAGCGGCGUUUUUCAAAUCCGAUUGCUCUCUUCCAAAAUGUGAAUCCAAACUGGAUGGCCCCGGUCAAACUUCAGGGUUUCAUCGUAAUGAGGAUAUGAAGGCCAUUGAUGUGCUUCCAAUCCUCAAGGAGAAGGUUGCCUUUCUCUCAGGUGGCAGAGACAGACGUGGAGGUCCGAUUCUCACCUUUCCAGCGCGGAGCAACCAUGACAGAAUACGACCCGAAGACCUGCGCAGGCUCAUAGCAUACUUGGCCACAAUCCCAAGUGAGGAGGUGGCCAGACAUGGCUUCACAGUCAUUGUGGACAUGCGUGGUUCUAAGUGGGACAGCAUCAAACCUCUGCUAAAGAUCCUUCAGGAAUCGUUCCCUUCUUGUAUUCACGUUGCUCUUAUCAUCAAGCCAGACAACUUCUGGCAGAAGCAGAGGACCAACUUUGGCAGCUCCAAGUUUGAAUUUGAGACGGUGAUGGUCUCCUUAGAGGGUUUAACCAAGAUUGUGGACCCUUCCCAGCUGACAGCCGACUUCGAGGGCAGCCUAGAAUACAACCAUGAUGAAUGGAUUGAGGUGCGGCUCUCUUAUGAGACGUUUGCCAGUGAUGCAGCGCGGGCUUUAUCACGCCUUGAAGAACUCCAGGAAACCUUGUCCCAGCGUGAUCUCCCACGGGAUCUGGAAGGGGCUCGGCGGUUAAUGGAAGAACAUGCUGCACUGAAGAAAAGGGCCACCAAAGCAUCGGUAGAGGAGCUCGACGCACAGGGACGGAGGCUGCUCCAAAGGCUACAGUCACAGACUGCAGGGGUUGGGAGUGUUGGAGCUAGCGGAGAUUCUAACGACCACCAUCACGGGUUUCACGUGCACGCGGACGCGCACAAUCUGGUGGCUAAAGUGACGGGUGUGUUGGAUAAGCUGCACGGGAUGCGGCAGAAUCUGCAGCAGUUGUGGCACAUGAGGAAACUGAAGCUGGACCAGUGUUUCCAACUGCGGCUGUUUGAACAAGAUGCUGAGAAGAUGUUUGAUUGGAUAAUGCACAACAAGGGGCUUUUCCUGACCAGUUACACAGAGAUCGGAGGGAACCACCAGCAUGCUGUGGAGUUGCAGACGCAGCACAACCACUUCGCUAUGAACUGCAUGAAUGUGUAUGUGAACAUCAAUCGAAUCAUGUCUGUUGGAAAUCGGCUCCUGGAGUCCAGCCACUAUGCCUCUCAGCAGAUCCAGCAGAUCUCAAGCCAGCUGGAGCAAGAGUGGAAGGCCUUUGCUGCAGCACUGGACGAACGCAGCACCUUGCUGGAGAUGUCUGCCAGCUUCCACCAGAAAGCAGAUCAGUACAUGAGUAAAGUGGAGCCGUGGUGUAAGGCAUGUGGUGAGGGAGAGCUGCCCUCUGAACUCCAGGAUCUGGAAGACACAAUCCAUCAUCACCAGGGGCUGUAUGAGCACAUCACCACAGCAUACUCUGAGGUAAGCCAGGAUGGCAAGUCUCUGUUGGACAAACUGCAGCGACCCUUGACCCCAGGAAGUGCAGAUUCGUUGAUGGCAUCAGCUAACUACUCCAAGGCUGUGCAUCAUGUUUUGGAUAUCAUCCAUGAGGUGUUGCAUCAUCAAAGGCAACUGGAAAACAUCUGGCAGCAUCGCAAAGUCCGUCUGCAUCAGCGCCUGCAGCUGUGUGUCUUUCAGCAGGAUGUACAGCAAGUGCUGGACUGGAUAGAAAAUCACGGUGAGGCCUUCCUUAGCAAACAUACAGGUGUUGGAAAGUCUUUGCACAGAGCCAGGGCUUUACAGAAAAGGCAUGAAGACUUUGAAGAGGUUGCACAGAACACCUACACCAAUGCUGACAAGUUACUAGAGGCUGCAGAGCAGCUGGCCCAGACCGGAGAGUGCGACCCAGAGGAAAUUUACCAGGCCGCCCACCAGCUUGAAGACCGCAUCCAGGAUUUUGUGCGACGUGUCGAGCAACGUAAAGUGCUGCUGGACAUGUCUGUUGCCUUCCACACACAUGUCAAAGAGCUGUGGACAUGGCUGGAGGAGCUUCAGAAAGAACUGCUGGAUGAUGUUUACGCAGAGUCAGUCGAGGCAGUCCAGGAUCUGAUCAAGCGAUUCGGCCAGCAGCAGCAGACCACCCUGCAGGCAACAGUCAACGUUAUAAAGGAAGGAGAGGACCUCAUACAACAGCUCAGAGACUCUGCCAUCUCGAGCAACAAGACUCCGCACAACAGCUCCAUGGCCCACAUUGAGAGCGUGCUGCAGCAGCUGGACGAGGCCCAGGGCCAGAUGGAGGAGUUGUUCCAGGAAAGGAAGAUCAAACUUGAGCUCUUCCUCCAGCUCCGCAUCUUUGAAAGGGACGCAAUUGACAUCAUCUCAGACCUGGAGUCAUGGAAUGAGGAACUGUCACAGCAGAUGAGCGACUUUGACACGGAGGAUCUCACACUGGCUGAGCAGAGGCUGCAGCAUCAUGCGGACAAAGCUCUUACCAUGAACAACCUCACCUUUGAUGUCAUCCACCAGGGACAAGAGCUGCUGCAGUAUGUCACGGAGGUCCAGGCGUCUGGUGUGGAGCUGUUAUGCGACCGAGACGUGGACAUGGCCACACGGGUUCAGGACCUGCUGGAGUUUCUCCACGAGAAGCAGCAGGAGUUGGAUCUCGCCGCAGAACAGCACAGGAGACACUUGGAGCAGUGUGUCCAGUUAAGGCAUCUGCAGGCUGAAGUCAAACAGGUGCUGGGUUGGAUCCGUAAUGGCGAGUCGAUGCUGAAUGCAGGUCUGAUCACAGCCAGUUCCUUACAAGAGGCCGAACAGCUGCAAAAGGAGCACGAACAAUUUCAACAUGCAAUAGAGAAAACCCAUCAGAGCGCGCUGCAGGUACAGCAGAAAGCUGAGGCUCUACUCCAGGCAAACCACUAUGACAUGGAUAUGAUCAGAGACUGUGCAGAAAAGGUGGCAGACCACUGGCAGCAGCUGAUGCUAAAGAUGGAGGACAGACUUAAGCUGGUUAAUGCUUCUGUGGCUUUCUACAAGACCUCUGAACAGGUGUGCAGUGUGCUAGAAAGCCUCGAGCAGGAGUAUAAGAGAGAAGAAGACUGGUGCGGUGGUGCUGAUAAACUGGGCCCUAACAGUGAAUCAGACCAUGUCACUCCCAUGGUCAGCAAACAUCUGGAGCAGAAAGAGGCCUUCCUCAAGGCUUGUACGCUAGCCAGACGCAACGCUGAUGUUUUCUUGAAGUACCUGCACAGAAACAGCGUCAACAUGCCUGGCAUGCUGUCCCACGUCAAAGCUCCAGAGACUCAGGUUAAGAAUAUCUUGAAUGAGCUGCUGCAGAGAGAAAACAGAGUGCUUCACUUCUGGACCAUGAGGAAGCGGAGACUGGACCAGUGCCAGCAAUAUGUAGUGUUUGAACGCAGCGCCAAACAGGCCCUGGAGUGGAUCCAUGACACUGGGGAGUUUUACCUGUCCACUCACACAUCCACCGGGUCGAGCAUUCACCACACACAGGAGCUACUGAAGGAACAUGAAGAUUUCCAGAUCACAGCAAAGCAAACCAAAGAGCGGGUAAAGCUGUUGAUCCAGCUGGCGGAUGGGUUUUGUGACAAGGGCCACGCCCAUGCCUCGGAAAUAAAGAAAUGGGUGUCCUCGGUGGACAAGCGCUACAGGGACUUCUCUCUCCGCAUGGACAAAUACCGAACCUGCCUGGAAUCAGCGCUUGGCAUUUCUUCCGACUCAAACAAAGCCAGUAAAGAGUUGCAACUGGACAUCAUUCCAGCCAGUGCUCCAGGGUCAGAGGUCAAGUUGCGGGACGCUGCCCAUGAACUCAAUGAGGAGAAGAGGAAAUCAGCACGAAGGAAAGAAUUUAUAAUGGCAGAGCUGAUUCAAACAGAGAAAGCCUAUGUACGAGACCUACGGGAGUGUAUGGAUACCUACCUGUGGGAAAUGACCAGCGGCGUGGAGGAAAUUCCUCCUGGUAUUGUCAACAAGGAACACAUCAUUUUUGGGAACAUGCAGGACCUCUAUGAGUUUCAUCACAAUAUUUUCCUGAAGGAGUUAGAAAAGUACGAGCAGCUUCCAGAAGAUGUCGGCCAUUGUUUUGUAACCUGGGCUGAUAAGUUUCAGAUGUAUGUGAACUACUGUAAGAACAAGCCAGAUUCAACUCAGCUCAUCGUGGAACAUGCUGGACCCUACUUUGAUGAAAUUCAGCAAAGACAUCGUCUCGCAAACUCUAUCUCCUCUUACCUGAUCAAGCCAGUCCAAAGAAUCACAAAAUACCAGUUGCUUCUAAAGGAACUGUUAACAUGCUGUGAGGAAGGAAAAGGGGAGAUCAAGGAUGGCCUGGAAGUGAUGCUCAGUGUCCCCAAGAGAGCCAACGAUGCCAUGCACCUCUCUAUGCUGGAGGGAUUUGAUGGAAACAUCGACUCCCAGGGAGAGCUGAUACUCCAGGAGUCCUUCCAGGUCUGGGAUCCUAAGACUCUUAUCCGGAAGGGUCGGGAUCGACACCUCUUCCUCUUUGAGAUGUCUCUGGUCUUCAGCAAAGAAGUGAAAGACUCUAAUGGGCGCAGCAAAUACCUCUACAAGAGCAAGCUCUUUACGUCAGAGCUUGGAGUGACAGAACAUGUGGAGGGAGAUCCUUGCAAGUUUGCCCUCUGGUUGGGGAGGACCCCAACCUCAGACAACAAGAUUGUUCUGAAGGCUUCAAGUAUUGAGAAUAAGCAGGACUGGAUCAAACACAUUCGGGAAGUCAUACAGGAGCGAACAAUCCACCUGCGUGGAGCUCUGAAGGAACCCAUCCACAUCCCUAAAGCCACCACAACUAAACACAAAGGCAGAAGGGAUGGAGAGGAGCUGGACAGCCAGGGAGACGCCAGCAGCCAACCUGAUACCAUCUCUAUUGCCUCACGUACGUCCCAGAACACACUGGACAGCGAUAAGCUCUCUGGUGGCUGUGAACUCACAGUGGUCAUACACGACUUUGUGGCCAGUAACGGCGGAAGCAACGGGGAGCUGACAGUCCGCCGCGGCCAGACUGUUGAGGUUUUGGAGCGACUGCACGACAAGCCGGACUGGUGCUUGGUCCGGACCACGGAUCGCUCGCCAGCCCAGGAGGGCAUUGUGCCCUGCUCCAUGCUCUGCAUCGCUCACUCCAGGUCCUCCAUGGAGAUGGAGGGCCUCUUCAACCACAAAGACACCUUGUCCGUAUCCAGCAAUGACGCCCUGCAGCCCGGCUCCAGCCAAACGCUGGGUCCUCACAGCUCCCCAGGUCCCAAACGUCCUGGAAACACGCUAAGGAAGUGGCUGACGAGUCCGGUUCGGCGGCUCAGCUCCGGUAAAGCUGACGGCCACGUCAAAAAGCUCGCCCACAAGCAUAAGAAGAACCGCGAUGGCACGAGGAAGAACAUGGACGCGAUGCCCGGCUCGCAGAAGGACUCUGACGACAGCGCCGCCACUCCACAAGAUGAGACCCUGGAAGAACGUAUGCGCAAUGAAGGGCUGAGCAGCGGCACCCUGUCCAAGUCUUCCUCAUCGGGCAUGCAGAGCUGCGGUGAGGAGGAAGGAGAAGAGGGGGCGGACGCUGUCCCGCUGCCUCCCCCAAUGGCCAUCCAGCAACACAGCCUGCUUCAGCCCGACUCUCAGGAUGACAAGUCUGCAUCUCGGCUGUCUGGCCGUCCCAGUAGCUCAGAGACACCCAGUGCGGCUGAACUGGUCAGUGCCAUCGAAGAACUGGUGAAGAGCAAGAUGUCACUGGAAGACCGUCCCAGUUCUCUGUUGGUGGAGCAAGGUGACAGCAGCUCUCCCUCUCUCAAUCCCUCCGACAACUCCCUCCUCUCCUCCUCCUCACCCAUCGACGAGGUGGACGAGCGCAAAUCUGGCUUCCUCAAGAGAAGACAUUAUGUACUUCUGGAGCUGGUGGAGACUGAGAGAGAUUAUGUCAGAGACCUGGGAUCAGUGGUGGAGGGCUACAUGAGCAGAAUGAAAGAGGAAGGAGUUCCAGAUGACAUGAAAGGAAAAGACAAGAUUGUUUUUGGAAACAUCCAUCAGAUCUAUGACUGGCACAAAGAUUUUUUCCUGGGAGAACUUGAAAAGUGUUUGGAGGAUCCUGACCGGCUGGGACCGUUAUUUGUCAAACAAGAACGGAGACUGCACAUGUAUAUUGUGUACUGCCAAAACAAGCCUAAGUCUGAGCACAUCGUGUCGGAGUAUAUUGAUACGUACUUUGAGGACCUGAAGCAGCGACUGGGACACAGACUGCAACUCACUGACUUACUCAUCAAACCUGUCCAGCGCAUAAUGAAGUACCAACUGCUACUGAAGGAUCUUCUUAAAAUUUCUAAGAAGGCUGGAGUGGAUGCCACAGAGCUGGAGAAAGCUGUAGAAGUGAUGUGCGUGGUCCCCAAACGCUGCAAUGACAUGAUGAAUGUUGGGCGCCUUCAAGGCUUUGAUGGUAAAAUUGUGGCUCAGGGCAGAUUGCUUCUCCAAGACACUUUCAUGGUUUCAGACCAGGACGGAGGGCUCCUAUCCAGGAUGAAAGAGAGGAGAGUGUUUCUGUUUGAGCAGAUAGUUAUCUUCAGUGAACCCCUGGACAAAAAGAAGGGCUUCUCUACUCCUGGCUACCUCUUCAAGAACAGCAUUAAGGUGAGCUGGUUGGGUCUAGAAGAAAAUGCUGAUGACCCCUGCAAGUUCACACUGACCUCCAGGUCAUCUAGUGGCAACCUGGAGAGGUACACUUUCCAUUCACCAAGUCCUGGAGUCAGUCAAGUCUGGAUCCAUCAGGUCAGCCAGAUCCUGGAGAAUCAGAGAAAUUUCCUCAAUGCUUUGACGUCACCUAUAGAGUAUCAGAGGAACCAUGUGGGAGGUGGUGGGCCAAGCGGUCCACCUAGCAGCAGCAGUACUGCAGGUCUACCAGGAGGCAGCAGCUCCAACAGUACCUGCAAUAUGGGGGGAGGAGGUGGCGGCGAAGGCAGCUCUGGAGGAUCAGGGGGUAGCGCCUCCUCCCUGUGCGGCCCGCGCUCCCGACCAUCUCGCAUCCCCCAGCCGUCCUCACGCCUCCCCCAGCCUGUUCACCACCAUCACCCCCCGGGCCCAGAGGGUCCCGACAGAUCAGCAGGUAUGUGGUCACUCUGCCACCCACAGCCGCUUCAGUCCCUCUCCUCUAACCCCCGUUCAGGCAACACAGCUAAUGGAGAGCUGUUAGCCUCAGAGGUCCCUAAGAUGAGGAUGCUGGAUAGUCCUCAUGGAAGUAACAGUAAUAACAGUAACAGGCCAUCAGGUAGUAUGGACAGCAGUGUCAGACAGGUUCUCGGAGGCUCAGAGGAAAUGCCGAAGCAUCAAAUGGCCAGCAGACCACAGAUGCCAGUAGCUCCUCUGAAUUUUCAUCUCAAAAGCCCUCGAGUUGGGACAGUUUCACCUCUGAUAUUACCUCAAACUCCCGGAGGAGGAGGAGGAAAGGAAGCGUUCGUCCCCACCAGCCCAGCUCAUAAAGGCAACGCUUUCUGGGCCAUAGUCCCCGCUCUGCCUCCCUCUCCUGCCAGCAGGCCAGGUUCCUUCUCCUACCCCAGUGACAAUGGUGGCAGUGGAGGCGACUCUCUGGGCAGAGGAAGUCACGGGACUCCCUCUCAUCACCGCCACUCCAGCCACAGUAAGGACAUAGAUCGCAUGAGCACCUGCUCCUCCACCAGCGAGCAGUCCAUACACUCCACCCAGAGCAACGGGAGUGAAAGCAGUAGUAGCAGCAGCAGCGUGUCCACCAUGCUGGUGACUCAGGAUUAUGUGGCAGUGAAGGAGGAUGAGAUCAGUGUGGUGCAGGGUGAGGUGGUCCAAAUGCUAGCAAGCAACCAGCAGAACAUGUUCCUGGUGUACCGGGCAGCCAAUGAGCACUGCCCUGCGGCUGAGGGCUGGAUCCCUGGCUACGUGUUAGGACACACUUCAUCCUCAGUCACACCCGAGCUCUCCGAAGGCACCAUAAAAAAGUCAUUAUCGUGGCACACAGCACUGCGCAUUCGCCGGAAGUCUGAGAAAAGAGACAAGGAGGGCAGGAAAAUUGAGAACGGCUACCGAAAGUCUCAGGACAGCCUGGCCAACAAAGUCUCUGUCAAGCUUCUGAAUCCCAACUUUAUCUAUGAAGGUCCCCCAGAGUUCCUCAUUCCAGUUAGUGAUGCAACAUGUGAGAGUGGCGAUGCAGUUACUCUGAGGUGUAAAGUUUGCGGUCGCCCCCGACCAACCAUCACUUGGCGUGGCCCUGACAACAACUCUCUGAGCAACAACGGACAAUACAGCAUGACCUACAGUGAGACCGGAGAGGCGUCCCUGUGCAUCACGGACGCGUCUGUAGAGGACAGCGGCGUGUAUACCUGUGUUGCUACAAACAUAGCAGGCGCUGUCACCUCCUCUGCCAGUCUUAGAGUGUCAGGAACCCCUGAUGAUGGCAGCGAACUCCUCUGGAAAAACAGCUUUGAGUCCCAGUACACAGAAAUUACUGAACUAGGAAGGGGUCGGUUCUCGGUGACUAAGCGAUGCGACCAGAGAGGGAGUAAACGCACAGUUGCAGCAAAGCAUGUUAACAAGAAGCUGUUGCGUCGAGAACAGGUCCUGCAGGAGAUCAGACUCCUCCAGAAUCUAGACCAUCCCAAUCUGGUCAAGCUGCUAGACACGUUUGAGACAGCCAGCAGCUACGUACUGGUACUAGAGAUGGCAGACCAGGGGCGAUUCCUGGACUACAUCGUGAGCUGGGGCAACCUGACGGAGGAGAAAGUUGCUUUAUACCUCAGAGAUAUUCUUGAAGCUCUCCAUUACCUGCACAGCUGGAGGAUAGCACAUCUUGACCUCAAACCUGAAAACAUUGUGGUGGAACAUGCGUCCUCCCAGCCAGUGAUCAAGCUGACAGACUUUGGUGAUGCUGUUCAACUGAACCCCCCCUCCUCUUACAUCCAUCCUCUUCUGGGAAGCCCAGAGUUCUCUGCUCCUGAACUGAUCCUGGGUCAGCCCGUCUCACUGACGUCUGACCUCUGGAGCUUAGGGGUGGUGACCUAUGUGGUUCUGAGCGGCGCCUCUCCAUUCCUGGACGAGAGCCUUGAGGAGACGUGUCUGAACAUCUGUCGCCUGGACUUUAGCUUCCCUGAGGAUUACUUCCAGGGUGUGAGCCCAGCUGCCAGAGACUUCAUCUGCCUGCUGCUCCGGGGCGAGCCAGAGCGACGGCCCCCUGCUGCGUCCUGCCUGGAGGAGCCCUGGCUCCAGCCUCGAGGUUUAUCAAGCAGUGACUCAACCUUAAAUCCCACACAGCCACCAGCACUGUCACCAUCUCGGAAUCAUUGCGGCACACAUCUGGACACAUCCAGGCUCAUUUCUUUCAUCGAGAGACGGAAACACCAGAAUGAUGUCCGGCCCAUAGGCACCAUUAAGGCCUUCCUUCACAGCCGCCUGCUCAGCCAGACCUGACAGUAGGUCACCAGGUAAACACGACCAGAAGGAAUUUCUUCCACUACUGCUCUUCAUUCACUUGAUCCUUGUUAGAAGCCUACUGAGAGCACCACCAGCGACACGCCUGCUACAAUCCCCUUUUCCCUCACAAAGCCACAAAAGUCCUGCUGCUGCUGCUGCUGCUGCCGACUGACUAACCUCUGCAGAUUAAACCCUUCGAACCCCCAAGCCCUUCCCCUCCUUAAACCUGGCAUACCGUCACUAUGCCUGCACAACAAGCGAACUCUUGGAAUCCAUUUGAGAUUUCAAAACCUUGACUCAGCAGGGAGAAAACCAAGCUUUCUCAACAAGCCAGCGUGAGCGAGUCUUGCGUUUCGGACAGUGUUAAACAAAGAAAAAAAAAAAAGAAGAAUACUGUACAAUAGGAAUAUUUCAGGCUGCUUUCGGUUGAACACAAGAAAAUGUUUUUUUGUAACGAGAGAUUACUUUUUGUAAAUGAAACAAAAUGUACAGCGAGGAGACGGAGAACUGUCUUUAUUCAUAACCUUUUGGAAAACAAAGGGUAGUUGGCGAGUAGAAAAAGUAAAAAACGAAAAAAAAAAAAAAAGGGAAGUGAGAUUUGCGUGGUGAAGUGGCACCCAUCAGCAGGGUCCUCUUAUUCUGGAACAAGAUGUAACUACCAAAACCACGUUUUGCAGAAACUUACAUUCAGUGCAAUAGUUUGCUUUUCUUAACUCUCCCCCGCUUCAGUUUCAAAGGUUAAAUCACUUCUGUUUGUGACACUAAGAGAAACUAACUUGAACAAAGCAUUAAAACAACUCAGCAAAAAAGAAUAUCCCGAUAGAGCUUCUCAGAUUUUUACCUGCAUCCGCCUUAUAUGUAAAUAACGUUUUUCCCGCUUUUCGUUCUCAUUUUGACGGAUUUAUCUCUCGACGAACAAAAACGAUUCCAUCUGCUGAGUUUUAGUGAGUCCCUGCGGACGGACGGAUCAAACCGCUACUAGGUUCCCACGUGCAAUGUCGCAGCUUUAACAUUUAUGCAACUAUUUAUGAAAACUUGUGUUGUAGCCGUAUUCUUAAAAAGGCAUGUACGUACCUGGUACUGCAAUAGAUGUAUGUAUUGUGUUAACUCUUAUGUAUUAAGUUCAGUAUUAAUAUCCUGCAAAAAACAACAAAAAAACAACAACAACAACAACAACAACAACCCUGCAACAAAAGGAGAGUUUUUCCAAAAUAAUGUAUAAAAAUGUGUAUCUAUGAAAUAUAGGCACUUAUGCUUUUAUGUCGUCCUUGUUUCGCUUUUGUUUUUUUUGUAACAAUACCAAAGUUGGCUCUGCUUUGUUCUCCAGCUAAUAUGUUUGUUUGCUUUUUUAAUGACUUGUCAUGUUGAGUUAUAACAGACCACACUGAGCAGAGGCAUAUGAGCGUUUACAAAGGUUCCUUGUGGUUUUAUUUAUUCUUAUUGUAAUAAGAAGAUUGUUUGGUGGUUUAUUGCUGAAAAAAAUUAUAUUGACUUGUCUUUUUUUAUCAUUAUUUCUUUUCUUUUUUGUUUUUUUCAAGCCGUGCACAAAGUUAUUUGCCGUGUGAGUUUGUUUGGCUCUUGUAGGUAGAUACUAGUGUAUGUUGCUAGACCGUAUUGGUUUAUAUCUU